Solea solea (common sole) is the source of this 2403-nucleotide messenger RNA. RefSeq names its product SH3 domain containing 21 (gene mnmip1). The record is from RefSeq and is a predicted model, not a curated record. Bases 224 to 1693 code for a protein of 489 amino acids. Lineage: Eukaryota; Metazoa; Chordata; Actinopteri; Pleuronectiformes; Soleidae. The transcript has 17 exons. Gene Ontology annotation, molecular function: protein binding.
CUUGCUGUUGACUUGUCAUGACUCGCCUCAGGAAAAGUUGCUCAAUGUUAAUGUUUGACAAGUAGGAAGAAGAAGGGCCUUGACUGCUCUGUAUCUGCGUCUUAAGAGAACAGAACACAGCCAGACUCUCUCAGUUCUCCUUCUAUUCAUGAGUUUGUCUGUUGCUUUGUGAAGGAAUUAGUUUCAAAUCAGAGGAAGGAAGGGAGGAAGAAAGAAACACACAAUGGAGGUGCUGGUGCUGAUCGACUUCGAGGGCACCAUGGGAGACGAGAUCACAAUAAGGGCAGGAGAUGUGGUCAAGAAAGUAACCAAGGCUGGCGAGGAGGGCUGGCUGGAGGGGGAGCUGCGAGGAAAGAGAGGCAUCUUCCCUGCAAACUUUGUCAAGGAAGUGCCAGUCUAUUUGAUGGGUGACAGCAAGAGGGAACCGCGAAGCAUUAGAAAAACAAAGAGGAUAAAACAGACGAGAAGAUGUGAGGUACUCUUCGCCUACCACGCUCUAAAUGAUGAUGAGCUGGAGCUUGUAGUCGGUGAAACUCUUGAGAUCAUCAAAGAGAUUGAAGAUGGAUGGUGGAUGGGAGUGAAAAACGGCAAAGUCGGAGCGUUUCCUUCCAAUUUUGUCAAAGAAAUCUUUGUUUCUCCCAAAGACGGCAAGCACAGUGAGGGCAAGACAAGACCCAAACUGACAGACGCAGUGUUCUGUAAGGAGAUGUCUCAAAAAGCAAGUCUGAGGAAAAAAGACAAGAAAGCGGUGGAGUAUUGCCAAGUCAUGUUUGACUACAAGGCUAAAGCGGAGGACGAGCUGGAGCUGAAAAAGGGAGACAUUGUUGUGAUACUGAGGAAGGAAACAGAAGAUGAAGGCUGGUUUGAGGGCGAGCUGAACGGACGCUGUGGCCUCUUUCCUGAUAACUUUGUCAUGGUGAUACCGCCAGUGGACAGUCUACAAUCUGGGACCACGAGCCAACCGCCUGCACGCAACAUCAACAAGAGACUCUCAGUGAAGGCCGAGGCAACACCAAUGGAGAAAGGUGGUCCAGCAAAGAUGAACGAUGAUAAACCAGAAGUUAAGGACCUGAGAAGCAAUCCUCCAACCAAAGUCAAGCUGCCAUCAUUCAACAAGCCAAGUCCGCCUCCUGUCAAAGACAAACCUAACAAGGUUUCACCCAAUAGAACCAAUGGUGACGCGGCUCCUUCACCAAAACAAGCUGAGGAGAAAGAAAGUGAACAGUUUGAUGGAGUGGAUGUGGAGACGGAAAAGCUGAGCCAUCCUACAGCAAACAGAGCCAAACCCCCUCAGAGGCGACCGCCAUCAGGCCAAGUCACAACAACUGUCACUGACCAGACAGAACCAGAACAACUUUCAAAGAGGUUCCAGCCAGAGAUUUUACCUGGCUUGAAAAAGGGUACCGAAAAUCUCCUGCCAUCACCUCCAAAGCCUGAGCCUCAACCCAAGACGCCGCCUCCUGCUCGACCAUUACCACCCAAAGUAGUUGUGGAGGGCCGUGCUGUGGGCCCGAAAGAAAAGCCGACAUUGGAAAGCCUGCAGGCUGAGAUCAAAGAGCUGAGAAUGGCUCUGGAGCUGCUACAGACACGACACGCGCACGACAUACAGGAAGUGAAACAGGAACUGCAGAGAGAGAGAAACAAGCAACUGGCACUGCAGGAGGAAGUGCACAGUUUGAGGAUGAAGCAAUAACCAACACACACACACACACACACACUGUGACUGAGGAGGCUGUCUGACACUGUGUGGACAUUGCAGGCCCUCAAACUGCAGAUUCAGACAUUUGUUGUGCCACAGAGUGGAGAGGAAGAGGACGAGUGGACUCUUCUACUGCAGACACACAAACCACGGUUACAUCACAAAGUACAGUUGAAGUUAAGAUCAAACGACUCCUCUUGCACUGGGCUGGACAAUCUGAGAGCCUCUGAAAACGAUGUACAGCACUGUUUAACUGUUUUUCAGCAUAUCUGAAUGCUGGAAAUGACAAAUACUGGGUUAUGCUUAGUAGCAAAUUAAUGUUUUACAUUGUGUUAUUUUAUCUGACAGCCUUCAGGUAGUUUUUUUCUUCUUUUUUUUUACUAACAUUUACAUUAUGACUCAGCAGAAUGUGUAAUAUAUGCAAAUGUAAAUAGGAGGAAAUAGUGUAAGUGAAAGAUUUAAAAGAUACAUUUAUAUCAUCAAAAUGAGCACUGUUAUGUGAAUGUUAGCACCUCAACUGUCAAAGCAAAUGGACUGACAUGCAGGUGAAUCGCUACAUGUGAAUGUACUGCUGUAUUAAUCCACUGGGGGGCACUAUACGACCAUUCGGAAGUGUUGUCAGUGAAUGCUGGAUGACUGGGGAUGCACUGGUGGAAGUAAAUUUACCUUAGAAAAGAAAUAAAUACAUUAAGAGUGAGCGUCAA